Somion occarium is the source of this 685-nucleotide messenger RNA. Lineage: Eukaryota; Fungi; Basidiomycota; Agaricomycetes; Polyporales; Cerrenaceae. The record is from the annotation of a GenBank genome assembly.
GCGUCGACCAUCACAUCAAGAAGGUACGGUUAAUCUGGAACUGACGGAACAAGUACACCACAUUCGGACCUCGAUGAACAUUAUCCUUACUGGGGACAUCUUUGCUAAGCCGCGAUGAUAGCCAUCAAUGUAGAAAUUAUCGGAGUCGGGACCAACCAUAUCCACGCGUCUGAGCAUUUUUGUUCCUCUGCCCUAGACCGUCAGACUCUCCCCAAUGUCUGAGAACCCGGAAUUAGUUGUGGCGGUGUGGAGUGUUCACAUCGCUGGUUCUUGCAUAUUCGCUGCAACCACCCUUGUCCUAUAUGACAUUCUCUUGACCUUUUCGCAAGAGGUUGCCUGCGUAUGGAGAAGAAAAUGGAACCUUGUCACUCUGCUCUUUGCUGUCUGUCGGUAUGGCACUCUUGUCGACGUGAUGCUAAAGGUACAAGGCGGUUUUGGGUUUCCUCACUCAAUCAUCAGGUACGAUCAAUAAGUAUUUUAACUACCACUCGCUCGCGUCAGACGUGAAGUUGUAAAGCCCAAGCUUACACUCUGUAUGUAUUCGAUGUUCUCAUUAUGAUUGCCAUUGCCGACAAGUUAUGAAAGACCUACACUCGACAUAUUCCCUGCGGUUCAAUUCAUCUUGCCUUAUAUCCGGAAUUUGGGCGCCGGCCAGGUGAAGGGAUAACUCGUUGAUCAUAUUCCC